Vicia villosa (hairy vetch) is the source of this 1206-nucleotide messenger RNA. RefSeq lists its product as uncharacterized. The record is from RefSeq and is a predicted model, not a curated record. The coding region runs from base 1 to 1206 and encodes 401 amino acids. The transcript has a single exon. Lineage: Eukaryota; Viridiplantae; Streptophyta; Magnoliopsida; Fabales; Fabaceae.
AUGGCUUCUUCGUCUUCUCAAAAUGCUUCAUCUUCUCAACAUCAACAACAACAGCAGCAACAACAAAAUGUUCUCUCGCCAUUGAAAACUUGUCUGAUUCCAAUGGAUGAAUUAGAAGUUCUUAGUGAAACAAUAGUUGAUUUUGAUAAACUUCAGGAACACAACUUCAACUUGAAGACGAACAUGUUAGUUCAAGGCUGGGCAAACUACUUUGAUCGUCUCAUUGGACCAAUUUACCCUGAUUUAGUGAAGGAAUUUUGGACUCAUGCUACCCUAACCCCAAAUGUUAUCAUCUCCUUUGUCUUAUGGCAAGAGAUUUCAAUUACUGAGAAUCUCAUAAGGAAGUUAUUGAAUUUCCAAAGUUUGGGUGGAGUAACUGGUGCUAUUCCUGGAAGAGUUGAUUGGGAGACUGUUUACCCAGAAAUCUUUACAUCUGGUAAAGGUUCACCAAACACCAAGGAUCUGAAGCCUUCAUACCGAGUUUGGGCAAAGAUCAUUCUGGGAUCUCUCAACCACAAAAAAUCAACUAUCUCUGCAACCUAUAUAAAUCAAGACCAGCAUUUCCUUCUGUACAAAAUUGGAAUGGGUAUGAGAGUUAACUUACCUCAUAUUAUGUUCCAUCAUCUGAGGACUCAUGUUAAGGAAUCAAGAGAAGAAGAACGUCUGAAAUAUCCCAAGAUCAAGAAGAACACCAUUCCUAUGGGAAGGCUGAUAUCAGACAUUCUGACAGAGAGUGGUUUGAUUGAUGCUCUGAAAGCAGCUGGCUCAGUUCAUGAUCUGACUACCAUUAUUGGAAGUACUCUGACUGCCCAUACUCUGAGGAGAAUGCAAUUAAUUGGAAAGGUCCUCUACCCUCCAAUAGUGGUCAAUGAUAUUAUGUCCAGAAGAAAUCCAAUUAUUGAUUUCCAGCAGAUCUUCAAGGAAGAACAUUCAAACUCUGUCCGCCUCUAUCUGGAGUCUUGUGUAAAAGACAAGUCAAAAUUUGAUCAAGCUGGGCUUCGUGGAAGAAUCCUUCCAUCUUUGGAUGAAUUGAUCCAACGGGAUAAGAAGAAGAAAGAAAAGAAGAAGAGAAAAACUACUGGUAUUACUAUCUCUGACUCUGUACCUGUUAAUAAUUCUGAACAAGUAUCAACAGCUAACCCUCUAUAUCUUAAAAUCCCUAGAACUUCUGAACAACUUAAGAAGUUAAUAGAAGAUAUAGUGUAG